AUGUCUCCUUCAAGCCAAUUGCAGACAAAGUUCCAAGAACAGCAGAAAAUGUUUACGCUUUUGAGCACUGGGGAGAAAGGAUUUGAUUAUAAAGGUUUCUGCUUUCACAGAAUUAUUCCUGGGUUUAUGUGCCAGGGUAGUGACUUCACAUGCCAUAACAGCACUGGUGGCAAGUCCACCUAUGGGGAGAAGUUUGAUGAUGAGAACUUCAUCCCGGAGCUUGCAGGUCCUGGCAUCUUGUCCAUGGCCAAUGCUGAAUCCAACACAAAUGGUUCCCAGUUUUUCAUCUGCACUAUGACUGAGUGGUUGGAUGGCAAGCAUGUGAUCUUUGGCAAAGUGAAAGAGGGCAUGGACAUUGUGGAAGUCAUGGAGUGCUUUGGGUCCAGGAAUGGUAAGACCAGCAAGAAGAUCACCACUGCCAACUUGGGACAAGUCUAA
Messenger RNA from Choloepus didactylus (southern two-toed sloth), 438 nucleotides. Its product is annotated as peptidyl-prolyl cis-trans isomerase A-like. The record is from RefSeq and is a predicted model, not a curated record. The transcript has a single exon. Gene Ontology annotation, biological process: protein peptidyl-prolyl isomerization. The coding region runs from base 1 to 438 and encodes 145 amino acids. Gene Ontology annotation, molecular function: peptidyl-prolyl cis-trans isomerase activity. Lineage: Eukaryota; Metazoa; Chordata; Mammalia; Pilosa; Megalonychidae.